AAAGAAUGUUGUCUAUUUUUUUUCUUUUUUCUUUAUAACUUUUUUUGACAUUAUGCAAUAUCCUGAUUUUGAAAAGUUUAUUAAGUACUUUCAGUUCAAUAAUGCACGUGAACCGCAUCGCGGAAUAAAAUAAUUCCAAAGAAUAAUGCGUGAGAGUGGCUUCCGCCUGGCUCAUAUGAAGAAUCAUAUUACAUUAGCCACAAAAUAUGAUGGUUAUUAUGUAGCGGAUCCACGUACUUUGAACAUCUUGACCAUCAACUGGGUAGAUUCAGCAGUAGGAGAAGAUGAAGAUGAGGAUGCUGAAUUUGAGGUUGCAGCUGCCGAAUUAGCAGCAGCAAUAGAAGCAACAGCAACAGCAGCAGCAGCAACAACAACAACAACAACAGCUGCAGCUCCAGCAACAACAACAGCAGCAACAACAACACCAACAACAACAGCAGCAGCUCCAGCAACAACAACAACAGCAGCAGAACUUGAAGCAGCCGUUCAACAAGCGGCUGAUGAGGCAGCAGCUACAGCUGUUUUAGCAGCAGUAGCAGCAGUAGAAGCAGCGGCAGCAGCAGCUCCUCCAAAAACAGAAAGGGAGGCUGCAUUAGCUGAAGCAUCAGCAGAGUUAGCUGCGGCAUUUGACGCUGUUCAGGAAACAACAGCAGCAACAUCAUCAUCAUCAACAGCAGCAGCAGCAUCAGCAGCAUCAGCAGCAUCAGCCGCAGUAGCAAGAGUGGCAGCUUCGCCUGCACCUAGACCGUCUCCGGUCAUUGAAAGAUUAGAAGCGUCUAUGGCUAGAGCCACAAGCUCAAGAACAGCCGUAACAGCAGCAACAGCACCAUCAUCAACAACAGCAGAGCAAGAGGAGCUUGCUGAUAUAGAAGGUCGUCUCUUGAAUAGACUUGAAAAAAAUGAUAAUCCCAGCUACCUCGCCAAAUUACAAAGAAGGGACGAUGAGCUCAACGCAUCGUCCAGAAGUGUGGAUAUGGGUACUACGUUCGAAUACGUUGUGUAUCAAAACAUGCAGCCUGGAGACGCAGAGGAUCUUAUGAUCCAAAAUGGAGCAGACCAAGUCGGCUUCUAUAAAAGGAAAGUACGGGGAGAACGUGUUCUCCAUCUUUAUGGAUUGUUAGGAAUGGCAGGUAUUUUAGCCAGCGAAAUUAUCAACGUCACAAGCUACACCAUGAUUGAAGCUGGAUUUCAUCGCGAAAUGGCAGUUUUGAUGGCGCAUCCCACCACACUAGAAUAUGAAGGGGACGUUUGGCAAGCUCGUAUUAAAGAUGACCCGGAUGAGGCCAUUUACCAGAUGAAGCGAUUGUUGGAGACAGCUGGGUUUGUGUUUGCUACAAACAAUGGUCCUACGUAUAUGGGUGUAUCAGUAGGAGGUAGAUUGGUGUUUAAUCAUGUUCCGUUGCCGGUGUACAUGUUGGAAACGGACCUACAAAAUGGAAGAGCUCGUGAAGAAUAUGAUGAAAGACAAUAA
Mucor mucedo is the source of this 1471-nucleotide messenger RNA. RefSeq lists its product as uncharacterized. The coding region runs from base 146 to 1471 and encodes 441 amino acids. The record is from RefSeq and is a predicted model, not a curated record. The transcript has 4 exons. Lineage: Eukaryota; Fungi; Mucoromycota; Mucoromycetes; Mucorales; Mucoraceae.